Messenger RNA from Limanda limanda (common dab), 3157 nucleotides. It is a transcript of the gene rnf150a, whose product is annotated as ring finger protein 150a. The record is from RefSeq and is a predicted model, not a curated record. The transcript is spliced from 7 exons. Bases 201 to 1466 code for a protein of 421 amino acids. NCBI's taxonomy places the organism in Eukaryota, Metazoa, Chordata, Actinopteri, Pleuronectiformes, Pleuronectidae.
GGAACAACAACACAGGAGUCAGCUCCUGCAGGUGCUGCUGCGAGAGAGCGGAUCUGCUGCCACGUUCAUGCUGCUGCAACCUGUAGCUCCUCUUGCAGGAGGACUGUGCUGAUCCACUGAGGAAGAGGAGGGAGACGAGGAGGAGGAAGAGGAGGAGCAGGAGGAGCAGGAGCAGGAGGAGGAGGACGCAGCCCUGCACGAUGGCCCCGUCCCUGAUCCUCGCCUGCCGCAGCCUGGCUCUCUCGACGUGGCUGCUCUCCUUCUGCUUCGUGCACCUGCUGUGUCUGGACUUCACGGUGGCGGAGAAGGAGGAGUGGUACACGGCCUUCGUCAACAUCACCUACCUGGAGCCCGGCACCGCGGAGGUGAGGUCGGAGAAGAGUGAGUGCGGCCGCUACGGAGAGCACUCGCCCAAGAGGGAAGCCCGGGGUCUGGUGCUGCUGCCGCGCCCCCUGCAGGACAGACAGGCGUGCGACCCCCACGUCAGGUUCCCCCCCGUGGCCCACCACGCCGCCUGGGUGGCGCUGGUGGCUGCUGGGAACUGUACCUACCGGGACAAGAUCCGGAACGUGGCCAGCCUCAACGCCUCGGCGGUGGUCAUAUACAACGUGGGCUCCAGCAACCCCAACGAAACCAUAACAAUGCCCCAUCCAGGUACAGGUGAUGUUGUCGCCAUCAUGAUCCCAGAGCCUAAAGGUCGUGAGAUCGUGAACUUGCUGGAGCGGGGCACCAUGGUCAUGAUGCAGAUCAGCAUUGGAACCCGCAACCUGCAGAAGUACGUGAGCAGAACGUCGGUGGUGUUCGUCUCCAUCUCCUUCAUCGUGCUCAUGAUCAUCUCCCUCGCGUGGCUCGUCUUCUACUACAUCCAGAGGUUCCGCUACGCCAACGCACGGGACCGCAACCAGAGACGUCUUGGAGAUGCUGCCAAAAAAGCCAUCAGCAAGCUGCAAGUACGCACCAUUAGGAAAGGAGACGAGGAGACUGAGUCAGACUUUGACAACUGUGCAGUUUGCAUUGAAGGUUAUAAACCUAAUGAUGUUGUGAGGGUAUUACCAUGCAGGCAUGUUUUCCAUAAACACUGUGUGGAUCCGUGGCUGCUGGACCACCGGACAUGUCCCAUGUGUAAAAUGAACAUCCUCAAAGCCUUAGGAGUUACUCUCAACGCAGACUGCUUAGACGAGAUUCCUGCAGACUAUGAGAUGUCUGUCGGAGGUCCAUCCACCAACCCCAUCAGCGGGGCGAGUGAAAUCACAGUGAACGAGAGCUCGGUGGUGCUGGACCUGCAGCAGCUGCAACACGACGCAGAGACGGCGCUUCAGGCGGGAGAGAGCCACCUCAUGGCCAGCAGUGAGCACCAGCCUCCGCUCAGCUGUGAUUCUGACACGUCUGUCAUCAUGGGCCUGGAGGUGGGCUUGUCUGAAAUAGAGCUGUCAGCAGAGCGAGAAUGUGAUGAGGGAAAAUCCUGAGCCGGUCGGAGCAGAGAGGAAAAAAGGAUGAUGAGAGCAGAACAGAGUGAUCGGGGGGGCUCCCACAGAUCCGCCAGGUCUUUGGCCCCCUGGAGGAGGUGAUCUCAUGGAAGAUGGUGAAAAUGCGCAAUUCAACCCGUAGCGGCACAGAAACACUCGGCUCUGUGUGUUCCACCUGAGAAACAGACUCGUCCCCGUGUCUGCAGACUUGUUGCCUGCUCGUUCUCGUGUUUUGUGGGUGAACGCAGCUCCUGUAUUGUGGCGGUCUAGUUACUCUCCACGUAACCUUUUUCACAUCUUAGCAUCAGAGAUUCACACACACACACGCAGUCCUUGAGAUGUCCGUGGCCUUCCCAGCGCUGAGAAGUCCAAAUAUGUUUCUCCUCACUCUGCCUGCUGCUGGACACGGUGUGAGGAGCGGGAGCGGCUCUUUAACACCCCGACUGCAGCUUUAAUUAUGUCAAGAAAUAUAUGUGCAGAUUAUUCGAUUUCUUGCCUAUGAGAUCACUGCCAACCUGUUCCACGAGUUUUACUGACGUGAUGGAGACACAGCACAUAGGGAUCCUCUAUCAAAGUCUCAGCUGGCGUGAAACCAGCAUUUUUUUCAGAGUCAGACUUGGGGUUACGUGUUAUUAUCCCCCUGGUGCAGGUUUUCAAGUUCACACGGCCAUGUGUGGCACGAAGGGUUUAAAACAGGUAUGCACACACACACGUUAUGCUGUAAUUUCUAAACGUACCUGUUUCUGUCAUCGUUGUGUCGAGACCUUCGUUUUUAAACUGAGCAUUCCUGUUGCUAAGAGGAAACAACCAAACACAAUAGAUAAUUUCUCACGUCCGACAAUCAUAGUUUGCCACGAGCAGUUUGAAGUGAUGUCACCCACUGCCCUACUGAAACUGCUGCGGAUUCACAAGCUACCACAACACAUGGUGUCGGCCUCCUGCGUCAGGAAGGUAAGGUUUCACGCUCACGCUGCUGCUGAGGACGGCUGCGGCUGUCACCUCCAAAUUCUGGCAGCGUGUACAUACGAGCCGGCCAAUAUACAUAUGUCAACAAGUCUGUGCCAAGUUAAUCAGUGGUAUUCUAAACGUAGCUGUAGUCCGUGUACAUGUGAUUCCCUUGGCUGUCAAUGGAGUCUGAGAGACGCUAAUCUGUGCAUGAAAUGAAACCGAAGAAAUAACAGGAGCACAAGGAAUCUGAAAAUCACAAAAGACUCUGCUCGGUGAAACAAAGAGGGACUCUUUUUAAUUGAUAGUCAAAGGUUUAAUUGGGAGGAUUUGAAGCUCUGUUGCAUUUGAUGGCAUGAAUAGAUUGCAGCAUGAAAAUGUUUACAGUUUUGGACUACAUCUACAAUAAGCUUGCGAAUUUUCGAAAAUGAAAAGCAUGCCCCCUAGUGUUUGUGAAGUCUUCAGAAACAUCCCCACACUAAAACACCUGAACUGUAGAAAAUGUAGGAUUUAUUAUGUUGCAUUUCUUUUUUUUAUGUCCUUAAUCACAGCCGACAUCUUGUCUGGAAUCGCAGAGACGAUCUGGUUUCUCUGCCGAGUCUCAGCUGAUUAUUAUUUCCCCUCCUGUUCUGUGACCACGUAUACUGAAUUUUUUACUAUAAUCAAAUUCAAAUGUUUGUGAUUCUCAACUUUAUUUUGUUAUGCUCCUCUGGUCAAUAAUUGAGUUAAGAUGCAUUUUGAAACUU